GAGCAUGCUCAUAACUAUGAGUACUCAGCUUUGGGUCGGUUGUGGAUUUUUUGGAAAAAAGACUUGAAUUUUACUAUAUUAGAGAAGUCUGAGCAGUUUAUACAUGGAGUGGUUAGAGGUGACAAGACUGUGAAGAUUACCUUUGUGUAUGGCUCAAAUGAUGAAGGCUCUCGAAGGAAUAUAUUUCAUCAUCCUGUACUCAGGCCUGAGAACUUACCUUGGAUUGUGUUAGGAGAUUUCAAUGCAAUCCGAAAUGUUAAUGAAGCUUCGAAUAACCCAGUUAGCUCACAAAGUAUGAUUGACUUUGAUGAGUGGAUAACUAGUAUGGAAUUGGAGGAAAGUUCAUUUGAGGGGCCUUGGUUUUCUUGGACUAACAAACAGGAGGGGAAUCCCAUUGCCAGGAGAAUAGAUAGAGUCCUAGUAAAUUCUAGUUGGCUAACUAUGUUUCCCCACUAUGCAGUUACCCUUCUCCCCUCUAGGCUUUCGGAUCACUGUGGUUUACUUAUGAACACAGACAUCCAUAUCUCCUCUCUACCAAAGCCUUUUAAGUAUUUUAGCUGCUGGGAAACUCACCCUCAAUACAAACAGAUUGUCAAAGGUGCCUGGAAUACACAGUUCAGAGGUACUCCCAUGUUUGUAGUGUGUCAGAAGCUGAGAGAGGUUAAAAGGCAGCUGAAAAGGCUAAAUAGAUCAUCCUACUCAGAAAUAUCAGAAAGAGUUAGACUUGCAAGGUGUGAGGUGGAAGCCCUACAGAUAGAAGCUCUCCUUCAACCAUCUUCUGACUCUUUCCAAAGAGUCAAUGAGUGUCAGUUCCUGCUUUCUAAACUGCUAAAGGAAGAAGAAAUUUUCUACAGGCAAAAGUCUCGACUUCUCUGGGUCAAGACUGGGGAUCUAAAUACAUCAUUCUUCCAUAACUAUGUGAAGGCUCGUCAGGCUCGAUCAACCAUUAAAAAAGUCAUCUCAGAAGAAGGGGAAAUCCUAACUGAUACAAAGGAUAUAAGUGAAGAAGCGGUUAGGUUCUACAAGAACUUGAUGGGAACAAAAAAAUCGUGAUGUGCAGAAAGUAAAUAGUGAACUGCUAUCCCACAUGUUGGUUCAUUCUCUUAAUCCUGAACAAGCAGAACCUCUUUGCUAUCCAGUUACUAGAGAAGAAAUAAGGAUGGCUCUCUUUUCUAUGAAUGGAGAAAAAUCUCCUGGACCAGAUGGUUUCACAGUAGGGUUUUAUCAGCAUAACUGGGAGAUUUUGGGUGAUGAUCUUACUGCUGCAAUCAUGGAUUUCUUCAGGACAGGAAAGCUCCUAUCUGAGGUAAACUCCACCUAUCUGGCCCUAAUUCCUAAAGUUCAGAAUGUUGAUUGUAUGAAACAAUUUAGGCUCAUUUCCUGUUGCAACAUUAUAUACAAAUGUAUAGCUAAGGUGCUUGCAAAUAGACUGAAGGAAGUUCUACCUAUUGUUAUAAGCCAGAACCAGUCAGCUUUUAUAAAGGGCAGACUAAUUAGUGAUAAUGUUCUUCUGGCCCAUGAAAUGGUGAGACUGUAUAAUAGGAAAUCCAUUUCACCUAGAUGUGUCCUCAAAGUAGAUAUGAUGAAAGCCUUUGACAGUGUAGACUGGGUUUACCUAGAAACAGUUAUGGAAGCUAUGAGAUUUCCUCCUCAGUUUAUCAAUUGGAUAGGGGUUUGUCUGCAGAGUAUAAAGCUUAGUGUUUGUUUUAAUGGGGGACUAUGUGGCUAUUUUUCUGCUCAAAAAGGGUUGAGACAAGGGGACCCUCUUUCCCCCUAUCUCUUCACCAUAGCUAUGGAGGUUCUGUCCUGCAUGUUAAAUAGAGCAUAUGCUGUAAAAUCUCUCCCACCUCAUCCACAAACACACAGAAUUGGUCUCUCUCACCUAUGUUUUGCUGAUGACCUUCUGGUCUUCACAAAAGGGACUCCUGAGGCUGUGGGGAAAGCAAAGGAUAUCCUGAAUGCUUUCUAUACUAUCUUUGGGUUAAAAUGUAACCCUGCAAAAAGUGAAGUUUUCUGUGGUGGAGUUGAUCUAAAUGUUCAGGCUCUUAUUUCCUCUAGUUCUGGGUUUGCUAUUGGUCACCUUCCUGUGCGUUAUCUAGGGAUUCCUCUCAUUGCAGGGAAAUUGAGUAAUGCAAACUGUUUAGCUUUGGUUGAAAGGAUAACUGCUAGAAUCAGGGGCUGGAAGGUGAAAACCCUAUCUUAUGUUAGCAAACUGCAGCUCGUUUCUGCUGUGAUUUCUAGCAUAACUCAGUAUUGGAAUGGAAUCAUUCAGCUUCCAGUUAAAGUGAUUAGGAUGAUUGAGAAACACUGCUCUGAUUUCUUAUGGAGUGCAAAAGAAGAUGGAAAGAAAGCUAAGGUCCACUGGGAGGUGGUAGCUAGACCUAAGAAGGAGGGGGGGAUUAGGUUUCAAGGAUCUAAGGAGUUGGAAUAUGGCUUGUUUAGUAAGGCACCUCUGGGCCAUCUCCUCUAACUCCUCUUCUCUAUGGGCAACUUGGGUAAGACACUAUCAACUUACCUACACAUCUAUUUGGGAGAUACCUCUUUCUACUCCAUGCUCCUGGGCUUGGAGAAAAGUAUUGAAAAUAAGGCCAAAAGUUGCUCAACAUCUCAGGAUUCGAUCGGCAGGAGUGUAUUGGGAUGAUAGUGUGAUGGAGAAAUAUUCAGUCAAAAAAGUUUGGGAGUCACUUUGAGUUCAGCAUGAGAGAGUUCAGUGGUACUCGUUGGUCUGGAAAUCUUUUGGUACUCCUAGAGAUAAGCUCAUAGUCUGGUUAAUCAUUCUAAACAGAAUUUCCACUCUGUAUAAGGUGCAAAGAUGGAAUGCUUCAGUAGUAAAUGUCUGCCCUAUGUGCUCCACUAUGGCAGAGUCACGAGAUCAUCUCUAUUUUGAAUGUUCUUAUUCUCAGCAUGUUAUCCAGGCUGUAUUUGCAGGGAGAAAUGUGGUGGGAGCUAGCUGGGAUGAGUCGUUGACCAUUGUUGUGACUCUCUUUCGGACAAACUGUCCUGAUUUUGAUCGAGACAGGCUUUUGUGAGUGAUGGUGGUGGCUGAGAUUUGGAGGGAAAGGUGCAGGAGGGUUAUGGCUGGGGAGGGGCUGACAGGGCCUCAACUAAUUGAGAAGUUGAAAGGGUUACUAUUACUACUUAGAAAUGGGUUCUCUCAGAUAGAGCUUGCCAUCUCAGAGGACCAUAUUAAUAGUAUAGAGUAGUCAGAAUGUUUUUCUUUUUCUGGUUUUGUAACAAGUGGUAGUUCCCAGUCUCUGGAUGUUGUAAUUGAUUGGUACCAGUUAGGGGGUUUUUCCUCUGAAGCCCCCUUUCUUGAUGAAUAAAACAACUUAUUCAUAAAAUAAAAAAAACAGGUCGUGGCCGCCAAGAUUUGGGGAUUGUGGGACCAUGGCGAAGACGAAGUUGGUGGAGAAGAAUAGAGAUGAUUUUCCGCAGAUGAAUUUGAGAGAGCGAGGGAAGAAAGCGUGGCCAAUCUGAAGGGCGGAGGCGUUGGUGAGUCGGAGAAGUCCGUUGGGCCAUGGAAGAUGUUAUUGUCUGAUUGCUGGGUGGAGAUGGUGAAGGCAAGUGUGGAUAAUAGAACAAGGAAAGGGAUGAGAGAAACAGAACUUUGGGGAACAUAUCUGUAACCACAAACGAAGAUCUUUUAGGUGGAAGGGAUUUCUUGAUCCGAGAAAAAUUUGGGUAACAGAUGCAAUGAUUUUUUAUUAUUAUUUUAACUCAAUUUUUAUUUAAUUUGAAUUAAAAAAAUAUGAGGUCAGUGACGUGGCAUCUAUGUGACAGUCACAUUUUUUACCACGUCAACAAAAGUCAACUUCGCAUUGACCACCGUUUGGUCAACCAUUAUCUUUAACGGUCAACGAAAUUGACAGGAUACAAAUGACACAAAGUAUCAUAGUUGAGGACAUGAAUGGAAUAUUGAAUAAAAUAGGACACAAGUGGCAUUUUGUCGAUAGUUCAGGUGUUGUAGUGGUAUUAGCCCUUAAUUAAAAUUAAAACAAAAGUGUCCUCCCCGCAACCUAUAUUCCCAGUUCCCACCAUACACAAUCAAAGAAAAGUAAAUGUCACAUUUGAUCACUGAUAUUACUAAAUCAUGUCAUGUUUAGUCACUAAAAAUUUUUAAUAUCAAUUUUGGUAACUCGAAUUACUGAAACAUGUCACAAUUAGUCACUCGAAUGACUGAAACAAGUCAAAUUUAGUCACUCUCUUGUUAGUUUCCGUCCAACUUCAUUAUUUAGUCACUCGAAUGACUGAAACAGGUCACAUUUAGUCACUCUCCCAUUAGUUCCGUCCAACUCCAUUAAUGAAGUUGAACGGAAGCUAACGAGAGAGUGACUAAAUUUGACUUGUUUCAGUAAUUCGAGUGACCAAAAUUGAUAUUAAAUUUUUCUAGUGACU
This is a messenger RNA of Linum trigynum, 4395 nucleotides long. The record is from the annotation of a GenBank genome assembly. NCBI's taxonomy places the organism in Eukaryota, Viridiplantae, Streptophyta, Magnoliopsida, Malpighiales, Linaceae.